Thlaspi arvense is the source of this 1296-nucleotide messenger RNA. Lineage: Eukaryota; Viridiplantae; Streptophyta; Magnoliopsida; Brassicales; Brassicaceae. The record is from the annotation of a GenBank genome assembly.
AUGUCGGUCACGGCGGGAGUGAGCGAUGCUGCAAUUGCUACAAGGGAGAAACUACGAGGUGGGAUCGGACGGACUAAAGUGAGAAGAUAUUGGCCUGGAAAAGCUCCCAAGUGGGCCGAAGAAGAUCAUGAUGAUGAUGUUUUGGAUGGAGCUUUUCAAAAGCAUGAUGAUCAUGAUUCCGGUUCUUCUAUGAAUAAGGAUGAUCCAAGGCUGCGCCGUUUAGCUCAGAGCAGAGGUGAAAACCGUGAACAAGCUAGAGCCGAUCAUCGGCGAGUUAGACAGCCGGCUGAGAUUAUAUCUACAGAAGAAGAGUUGAUGAAUCAAGAGGGUAGUGAUGAUGAGGAAGAUGCCCUUGAAGAAAGAAGAUCAAGAAUCAGAGAAAAAUAUCUUAAAAGAGGAGCUCAAGAAGAGGCUGAUCUACUUCCUGUAGAAGAAGAAGAAGAAGAAGAAGAGGAGGAGUCCGAGUACGAGACUGAUUCAGAGUACGAGAUGUUCGGUAUCACCAUGAGCAGGCCUGUCUUUGUACCAAAGGCUGAGAGAGAUACGGUAGCGGAGCGUGAGCGACUCGAGGCUGAAGAAGAAGCUCUUGAGGAGUUAGCAAAGAGGAAACUAGAGAUGAGAACAGCAGAGACAAAGCAAAUAGUGGUUGAGGAAGUUAGGAAAGACCAAGAGACACAGAAGAGCUUGCUCUUGGAAGAAGCAAAUAAUAUUGGAGAUGUGGAGACAGAUGACGAGAUGAAUGAAGCUGAAGAGUACGAAGCUUGGAAGACAAGAGAGCUUGCUAGGAUCAAGAGAGAAAAAGAUAUGUCGAGAGAGAAGGAAGAGAUAGACAAGCUGAGGAACAUGACGGAGCAGGAGAUGGAGAAUCCAAAACCUUCAUCAUCAUCAUCAUCAUCGUCGUCAGCUAAACCGAAAAAGAAAUGGAAGUUUAUGCAAAGAUACUACCACAAGGGCGCCUUCUUCCAGGAGACAGGAGGAUCUGUUGAAACUGACUGUAUAUUUCAGCGAGACUACUCUGCACCAACCGGAGAAGAUAGGUUGGAGAAAUCGGUUCUGCGCGAAGUCAUGCAGGUCAAGAAGUUUGGUCACAGUGGAAGAUCUAAAUGGACUCACCUUGUCAAUGAGGAUACAACAUAUGGUGACAAAAAACCGAAAAAGGAGGAUGGAACAACAAAGUGGAGUGACCCGUGGGAUUGCAAUGGAUUGCUACGCCAAAAGUACAAGAGGAAAAUGGCAGUCAUGGAUGCUCUUCCUAUUGCAAGACCAAAAGGGUGCAAGAAGAUGAAAGCUUGGUGA